Molecule: messenger RNA, 1750 nt
Organism: Corticium candelabrum
Lineage: Eukaryota; Metazoa; Porifera; Homoscleromorpha; Homosclerophorida; Plakinidae
Product: protein CASC3-like
Exons: 10
Coding region: 78-1562 (494 amino acids)
Source: RefSeq, a predicted model, not a curated record
UUCUGUUGAGUCAGCAGUGAGUAGGGCCACUUGCAAUACUUGAGUUGUGACGGAACGAGAUCAGUACAAUAGCUAAGAUGGCAGGUAGGCGAGUCGUGGUGACGAAGGAGGUGUACGUGGAGCCGCGUGGACGAAGGCUUGGUGGACUAAUAGGAGCGGCUGCUCGAGGCAUUGGAGCUGUUGUGCAGGACACUGCUCGAGCUGUGGGCAACUUGUCGAUUUCGGUCAAAAUUUCGGGGUAUUUUCAGCAGGGAAACAUUAUUCAGUUUUAUGGAAAGACUAGUGGCACUGCUCUUCGAGUUGUUGAUCAUAGUGGUCGUGUUGAUGGUCAUGGAGGUGCAGGACUUAAAGCUCAAUUUCAAGUUCAUCAGCGUGGCCCUGGCAUUUAUGCUUUCCAGAAUAUGAAGUUUCCUCAGUACUACCUGGCUAUCAAGAACGGACAAUUGACCACUGGGGGAGGUGGCCCAUUUUGUGAUUUUCGUAUAUUUGAGAAUGACCAGCAUUACAUCAUUGCUGAGUCAGUGAAACAUCCUUCUCAGCACAUGGGAGUUCUUCCAGGAGGACAUUUAAAGCCACCUCAUGAGACUGGAAGAGGAGACCAUGGCCAGUUUUCUGUUGUUCUCAUUUAUGAUGGAUGUGGCACCACUACAUAUUAUGAGUCUCCCCCAAUCAUGAUUCAAAGUGUCUAUCAACCUCCUCCAGUUAUUGGUCCUUCACCAGUUCGUGUUCACACUGAAGUACACUCUGCUGUCACUCUGCCAGCUCCAUCUUCUGCAGUAAUUGGUCAUUUCAGCCAAGGUGCAAUCAUUCAACUCUAUGCCAAAACAUAUGGUCGAGCCUUGAGAAUUAGAGAUGGUAGAGUUGACGCUUUUGGGGGUCACGGCCAAAAAGCUCAGUUUAUUGUCCAUGAGCGUGGGCAUGGCAUUGUUGCUCUACAGAAUGUGAAGAACCCUGCAUCGUGGUUGGCUAUCAGAAAUGGAGAGCUUACUACAGGUGGUGGUGGGAAGUUUUGUGAUCUGAGAGUUAUUGAACAUUCGAACUACUACGUUACCCUGGAGAGUGUUUGUCAUCCUAAUCAGCAUGUUGGUGUUUUGCCGACUGGCCAGACCAAGCCUCCAGCCAAUACAGGGCGAGGAGAUCACAGCCAGUUUGUGGUUCGUGUUGUGAGAUAUGGUCAUAGCCGUGCUGCUCCUCAAACACAUGUGAUGUCAUACUCAACAACUCAGACAUCUUAUCCUGUUGGCCACCAUCCACCUCCAAGCCAGCCUUACCAACAACAAGUACCCAAGGCGCCCCCAGCAUAUAAUCCUGGCAUGCCUCCUCAGGCUGGUGUCUACCCUCCACAACCAGGUUCUUAUCCUCCCCCACCUGGAGGUUACCAUCCAGGCCAGUAUCCACCUUCUGGAGGUUAUCCUCCUACUGGAUACCCUCCAGCUGGGGCUUACCCUCCUGGUCAGUACCCGCCUGGUCAGUACCCGCCUGGUCAGUACCCUCCUGGUCAGUACCCUCCUGGUCAGUACCCUCCGCCUGGUGGAUAUAGUGAUCUACCACCAAAGUACUGAAGGUGGGCACAAUGUCCAAAUUGUUGAAUUUUUAUUAAUUGAUAUGCUGAUGUUAUGCGCUAGCUGGCAAUUAUCAUACUGUUGACUCUGGAUUGCAGUUGAUAGUUUCAUAGCAAUUGUAUUGCAGUGUGUUAUGUUGUUUCAUAUGCUGUAGGUGGUUUGAUUGUAACCAAUUAGCUUUCAUAUUA